Molecule: messenger RNA, 1942 nt
Organism: Ostrinia furnacalis (Asian corn borer)
Lineage: Eukaryota; Metazoa; Arthropoda; Insecta; Lepidoptera; Crambidae
Product: zinc finger protein 502
Exons: 2
Coding region: 147-1391 (414 amino acids)
Biological process (GO): regulation of gene expression
Cellular component (GO): nucleus
Molecular function (GO): zinc ion binding
Source: RefSeq, a predicted model, not a curated record
AAGAUUCUAUUUGUCUAUUGAAUCCAUAAAAUCUUUUUCUGCGUUUCAGCUAAAAUGUGGCAAAAACUAAUUUAUGAUGGUUUUUCCUAAUUAUUUGAUGCGUACAGUGAUAUUUAUCAGUGAGAAUUCCCAUUAGUCAACAAGGAAUGGAGUUCAGUAGUUUGAUAUUACCUCUCACGAAAAAUAUUUGCCGUACGUGCCUACUAGAAUCCGAUGCUACAAUGUUUAUGAAUAUCCAAGAUCUUAUUGAACAUGAAAUGCACAAAGUGAAACUUAUCGAUAUUCUGGUAUUUCUCAAUUGUUUGGAGAAUAAUGAUGAAGACAACUGGCCUCAGGGAAUGUGUACAUCAUGUGUAUCCACUGCUUUGGUGGCUUAUAACUUUAAACUUAACUGCUUGAAAGCCAACACCACACUGUCUCAAAUUCUUACUAUACAAUCACCAAACAAUUUGCAGAGGUCAGACAUAGAUUCUAUUGAUAUCAAUGUAGUUUAUCAGGACCAUGAGUAUGACGUUCCACUCUUCAGCAAUCCUCCGGUGCUGGAUUAUGAUCAAUCAAUGACUGCCAACAAUAAUAAGGAAUUAACACCUUUGCCACCGGUCACUGAGAUUACUGCUACUGAGCAACCACCUAGGAAGGAGGGAGACAAAAGAUAUGCCUGCUCUGUCUGCUCAAAAUCGUUUACCCGAAUAUUUUCAUUGAGAUACCACAUGAAUAUUCAUACAGGUGUCCGUAAAUAUCUUUGUCCUAAGUGUGGAAAAAGGUUUCACGCUGCAAGCGGUCUGGCACAACAUGCAGUUUCACAUAGAGAUGUUGCUCAGUUUAAAUGUGGAUUUUGUAAUAAAACUUAUAAGGCUCGUCAAUCAUUGAAAAAGCAUUUUCGAAUUGCACAUUCAAGUAACCGUAAACAGUUUGUCUGUGUGACUUGUGGGAAAAGCUUUACAGCAAAGUCUACUCUGAUGGAACAUAUGAGGGGUCAUAACGGAGAGAACCGGUUUGCGUGCCCAAACUGUCCAAAGACCUACACAAGAGCAUCAUAUCUGAGAGCUCACAGUGUGGUCCAUUCAGGACAUGAAAGACCUAAACGGUUUAAAUGUGAUUACACAGACUGUGAAAGAAAUUUUGCCACAAAACAUUCCUUAGUGGUGCAUAUUGCGCACACACAUAACACUGAGAGACCUCAUAAAUGUGAUAUAUGCUUUAAAGGCUUUGCUACUCCACAUGGCAUGAAGGUCCACAGAGAAUGUCAUUACAGUAAGGAAAUGAGCUGUAACAUUUGUAAUAAAAAAUUCACUAACAAGAGGGUUCUGCAAAAGCACACCAGGGUGCACGAUGUGGAAGCUACAGACAUGAUCCUAGAGACUGUAGUUGAUAAUGUUUUCUUUGAUUAGGUAGGCAUAACAAUGAUUAAUGUGUGAUAUCUUCAACUUGUAUUGUUCAAUCACAACUAUGUUGAAAAACUUAUUCAAUAUUCAGUCAGUAUCCCAUCCCACCAUGUUAAUAAAUGUAAUUAAAAAUGAAUUGAUUAGAAUAAACAAUAGUUGUUUUAAUUUAUAAUACACAUUUACAAGAAUUUAGUUCAAAAAUUAAAUAUUUAGUAAAUGUUACAGUGUUAUCAGACUAACAAGGCCAACUCUAUUUGGAUAAUAAUGAGUAAAGUUUUAAUGAUCUGAUGUAACAACUUUAGUGCUCAAACAGUCAAACAUUAAAAUUGGGUUGAGGAUCAGAUAGGGAGAGUAAUUAAUAGUAUGCUGCAAAUCACUAUUUAAGUAUGGUUGAAUGUUGUUUGUUUGUUACACUAACAUUUAAAAACCAUGUUGAUCAAACUAUGUAGCCUAUAUUUUAAUAAUAAUUCCCUAUAAUUAAGGUCAACCAUCUCUCUCUUCAGAACUUUACAUAAACAAAGUGGUAGGUACUAGUAAAGUGAACAUAAUGAAAUAAC